ACAGGUUGUUGACGAUGGUUUGAGCUAGGGUUUCAAUCUGUUCUGUCGUACCCUAGUGACCUAACUUCUACGGCCGUUGACGACGAUGCUCCACUCGACCAUCCGCCGCCAUCCUCUUCUUCCUUUGCCCCAACUCCACCGCAUUUUCUUCGCCACCUCCACCUCCUCCCCCUUGUCAGGCGGCGGCACCUCUUCUCGCGAGCCUCACUUCAUGGUCGAGUAUCUCGUGAACUCGUGCGGACUCUCUGUGGAGGAGGCGUCGAAGGCCUCCAAGUACCUCGCGCAUCUCCGAUCGACGGAGAAUCCCAACGCUGUUCUUGCUUUCUUCAGAUCUCAAGGCAUUGAUGGCGCUAAUCUCCGGAAGAUGAUAUCCUGGAAACCAGCGUGCCUCUGCUACAAUGUGGAAUCAAGCCUCACCCCGAAGUUUCAAUUUUUACGCGACCUGGGGUGGUCAAAAUCCGACCUCGUUGAUGUCAUUAUGAGGAACCCCACCAUCAUAUUCUUCAACAUCCAGCAUACUCUUGUCCCCAGAUUGAAUGUAUGGGAAAACCUCUUUGGAUCCAGGGAGCUGCUCGUCAAGAAUAUUAGGAAGGGGAGUUGGUUUUUGAACACCAGGUGUGAGAAUGUGGUACGUCUUAACCUGAACUUCUUACGGGAUGAGUGUGAUAUUCCUCUCGAAAGGGCAUCAUUUGUCCUCAAAAAACAACCAACUUUCAUUGUACAAAACCCAAACUCAUUACGGGCUUUGGUAGAUCGAGCGGAAGGAAUGGGAUUUACUAGGAGAUCUCGAAUGUUCCUCUGGAUCCUUGACAUUCUGUUUAAGACCAGCAGAGAAAAACUUGAUGCGCACUCCAAGCUCAUGAGCAACUUUGGGUGGUCGAACUCGGAGUUCUGUACUGCGAUUGGAAAAAAACCUUGCUUUUUAAAUCUUUCCACUGAUAUCUUACGGAUAAAGAUGGAAUUUUUGAUCAAGGACAUUGGGUUCACCCCAUCCAGCAUUGCUGAACAGCCGUCACUUUUAGUAUUCAGUUUGAAGAAGAGGAUGAUUCCUCGAUUUCAGGUGAUGAAGAUAAUAAAAUCAGAAGGGUUGUGGACUUCAAAAGACAAACUACAUACAUUUUUCAUAAUGCAAGACCCAAAAUUUCUGAAGAAGUAUAUUCUUCCUUACAAAGAUAAAUUCCCCAAACUUCUGGAGGUCUUGUGAGCUGUAGCUGAAUGAUAGUCGGAUAAUUGAAACUGCAAAAGAGAACAAGGAUGUUGAAGUAAUCUUGUAGUUUUGGGAAUUAUUUUAGGUUUUAAGGGAUAUAAUUGGUUAUGAGAAAGACGGAACUCUCCACCGGGUUCUGGGUUUCGGCCGAUCAACGCCCCCACGUCGGCGAGCUAUGGGGAUAUGGCAACUGGGCACAGGGACCUUUGCAUGCUCCUUGUCGGCGUGAUCUCACAGGCUAGGAAUUCCGGCGGCGAUGCGAGAUGGAAAAGGCAAGUUCAUAUCCCUAUGGUAGUUUGAGAUCCAUGAGGUAAGGGAGAGUAACUUAAGAGAUGAUGAAAUGCUUACCUGUGAGGUUUGAUUGAUUGUUUGGUCUACGAUUCCAGGUUUCUGUGACGAAUUUGCUUGUCUUGUGUUUUCUUCGGGUUUCCGCAAAGGAUUUGGGGGUCGAUGAUUGGGUUCGGAGUUGGGAAGAAGGGAUGUACUAGCUAAGCAUUGCGAUUCGUUUUUCCCUUUGAGGUUUCUGUCUCCUUCGGGAUUCUUUCAGGUCCAAUUUGAUCUUGUGAUCGCUGGAACUUUGGACAGUUUUGAUUUGUAAGCUGAUUUUCGAGGUUGCGAUGGUUCUUCUAUGUGGUUAGGAAUUUCAGAUCAGGUGUUUCUUGAAUUGUUGAUUCAGCUUCUGUUCUGAGAUUGUGAUGUAUUUUGUGUUGUUGGCAUUUCUGUGAGUAGAUUUUUGUAAAUCUUAGUUCGAUUCUUUUUCCUCUUUGAGAUUGUUCUUGCUUCCUUAUGGUGUUUUGUUUCAGAUCAGUAAUUGAAAUGUUGAUUUUGGCUCUCGGUUCAGAAGUUACGAUGCAUUCGUGUGUUGAUUGUGUUCCAGAUGGUUCUUUGGGGAUUAAGCUUGGAUCGAUGAUGUUCGAUUUUCUAUUGCUUUCGAAGGACUUGGACAGAUUGCAAGUGCAUUUUCUUUAUGUUGUUGGUAUGGAUUCAAGGAGGUAAGGGUUGAAUGUCUUGGAAGAGUCGAAUUGCUUAGUUCCAUGAUGUCCGAAAGUAGGAUUUGGUUGCGAACCGAUUUCCAUUGAUGUUCUGGUUUCUUCUUGUGAAUUAAUUCGGGUUUCUGCACUAGGUUAGGGAUGAAUGGUGGAAAAACGAUGUCUGUUGAUGUUUUUGUUUUCUCCCUAAAGUUUCGUUCAUUUCUUCUAAGGACUCGAAUGUUGGAAUUGAGAUAUUGUUUUGUUCCCUCUUACCGAUUUGGAAUUCCCCUUGUAUUUUCAAGGGCUGUCGUUGUUUGUUUCAAUUGCUGCCAGUGUUUUAUUUUCCAUUUGUUGUUGUGUUUUAUUUGCAAUAGCUACUCUUAUUCUUCAUGGCACCUUCGGAUUUCUGGGACAAUUCAUGAGAGAAAGAAGAGUUCUUGCGGAGUAUUCUUGUUUCCUUGUGGUUACUGAGAAUGGUUGGACAGAUUUUGGUUGUUUUGGUUUCUCCUCGAUGCUUCCGAGUUGCUGAACGGUUUUUCUUUGGGGGAAUUAGAUUACAGGUCAAGAUGAUCUCGUUUCUCUUCGUGGUUUUCCGAAUUUCUCAACAGAUUGUCGUGAUUUCGAUGGUGAUUGAUAACAUUCUUGCUAUUCAUGGUUGUGUUAUGCAAUUCUGAGCAGAUUUUGGGUGAAUUCCACUGUGAUCGAGGAUGUUCAUGUUUCUUCUAGUGAUUAUGAAUUUGUGUGGGACAGAAAUUUGGUACAUUCGGCUAUGGUCAUAGUGUUCUCGUUUCUUCUCGCUAAUUCCGAAUAUGAGGGUUCAAUUUCGAUAUUGUUCUGUUUUCCGGAAUAUUUGGGAAUUAGGUGUGGAAUACUGCCUUCUAUGUUUCUUCUCGCUAAUUCCGAAUAUGAGGGUUCAAUUUCGAUAUUGUUCUGUUUUCCGGAAUAUUUGGGAAUUAGGUGUGGAAUACUGCCUUCUAUAUUUUGCUACGAUGAGUUCUACCCAAUGGCUUUGAGGUUUUGGAAAGGUUUUGAAUUGACUUUUGGGUAUGCAUGUUUCUGUCGUUUUUCCUCCAAGUAGAAAUGUUUAUAGAAUGAAUGAAAUGUGUUAUUGAUAUAGGUAUAAUGUGGAUUGGUUAUAUUUAUAUGUGGCUAAUUGGAUAGAUAGGAGCAUAUGUGAUGACAGUACGGGUUGGGUGACUCGGGAUGAGCUCCGGGGAGGAUCCUUCCAAAUAUGAUUGAUAUUGUGAGGAUGUUUCCCAGGAUAUAACGAAAGGCCUACGGACUGAGUAGACGAGGAGGCGGGAUGGACGCGUGACACUGUCCAAGCAUUUUAGGAGUGCAGAAUUUACUUGUCCUAUUGUGAGAGGUUCUUAUGUUUGAGGAUUCAUUGACUCUUUCUAUUAAACUCUUGUUUGAAAAGCUAUCAUUAUACGUAAUAAGAGAUCAUUUCGAUAGAA
Molecule: messenger RNA, 3635 nt
Organism: Zingiber officinale
Lineage: Eukaryota; Viridiplantae; Streptophyta; Magnoliopsida; Zingiberales; Zingiberaceae
Exons: 3
Coding region: 86-1204 (372 amino acids)
Biological process (GO): chloroplast organization; regulation of DNA-templated transcription
Cellular component (GO): chloroplast
Molecular function (GO): double-stranded DNA binding
Source: RefSeq, a predicted model, not a curated record